Molecule: messenger RNA, 1079 nt
Organism: Hemiscyllium ocellatum (epaulette shark)
Lineage: Eukaryota; Metazoa; Chordata; Chondrichthyes; Orectolobiformes; Hemiscylliidae
Product: immunoglobulin kappa light chain-like
Exons: 3
Coding region: 1-645 (214 amino acids)
Source: RefSeq, a predicted model, not a curated record
AUGACCAGUCAAAGCAUUAGCAGCAACCUUGCUUGGUACCAGCAGCGAGAAGGUCAGAAACCCUCUCUCCUGAUCUAUGAUGCAGCAACUCGAUUCACAGGAGUCUCGGAUCGAUUCACCGGCAGUGGAUCAGGGACCAGUUUCACCCUGACAAUCAGCAACGUUCAGAAUGAAGAUGUCGCUGAAUAUUACUGUCAGCAGUAUAGUAGCAGCCUUUACAGUGAUACAGAGCCAUACAAAAAUCUCAACACGCACAACACCACCUUCUAUUCUACACCUUCUGACUGUAUCUUUCUUGGUAUUGAUUUAAAGUCAUUUCUUACUAACAAGCAGCCCAAGCUGACCCUGCUGCCCCCCUCCCCGGAGCAGGUCAAUGCCAAGGGCACUGUCACCCUGGUGUGCCUUGCCAAUCACUUCUAUCCCGAUGAGCUGGAGGUGCAGUGGAAGAAGGAUGGUGCAGUCAUUUCGGACGGGGUUCAGACCAGUAACUACCUGCGAGCUUCGGACAGCACCUACAGUGUCAGCAGCCUGCUGACCCUCUCUGGGUCUGACUGGGAGUCUGACGCUCGCUUCUCCUGUGCCCUCACUCACGUGACCCUCCCCUCUCACCUCAGCAAGAGCAUCAGGAGAUCAGAAUGUGUGUAGGGUGUUCAAGACAGUCCACAGAGGAGACACAACUUUAAAUAGAACAGGGCUGAGCUGGCAGGACAAAGGUCAUCGUCAGCACUGAAUUUCACCUCUCUUCCUUCUCAGGACUGGUUAGAGACAUUUCCGAGGUUCAGGGGUUAAGGCAGGUUCAUUGGGACACUGUAGAUAGAGCUUUAUGCUGUGUCAAACCCCAUGCUGUCCCUGUUCUGGGAAAGUUUGAUGGGGACAGAGUUGACUUGUGAUGCCAAGUAAAAUCUUUUGAAGUUGCUGAAGACUGUCAGCUGUACAAAACAAUGUGAACCUCAGAAUUCUCUGCCUCAGUAAACCAGAUCUCCUUCCUGCUCAGCCACCAGUUCCAAUUUAAGGUUUUGUCACUGUUUGAAUUUACAGGAUUCUCAUGUUAUUGAGAAAUCCUCCACAAGUGUUUUCCU